This is a messenger RNA of Striga hermonthica, 219 nucleotides long. The record is from the annotation of a GenBank genome assembly. Lineage: Eukaryota; Viridiplantae; Streptophyta; Magnoliopsida; Lamiales; Orobanchaceae.
AUGAAUUGCGAGAGGGAUAUUCGUUUUGAGCUUCUUGCUCGCCUCUGCCCAAAUUCAACUGGAGCUGACAUUAGAAGUGUAUGCACUGAGGCCGGAAUGUAUGCUAUUCGAGCAAGGAGGAAAACUGUGACCGAGAAAGACUUCUUAGAUGCUGUCAAUAAAGUUAUCAAAGGUUAUCAGAAAUUCAGCGCGACUCCAAAAUAUAUGGUUUACAAUUGA